Phytophthora nicotianae INRA-310 is the source of this 3445-nucleotide messenger RNA. RefSeq lists its product as hypothetical. Gene Ontology annotation, molecular function: GTPase activator activity; small GTPase binding. The coding region runs from base 1079 to 2740 and encodes 553 amino acids. The record is from RefSeq and is a predicted model, not a curated record. NCBI's taxonomy places the organism in Eukaryota, Oomycota, Peronosporomycetes, Peronosporales, Peronosporaceae. The transcript has a single exon. Gene Ontology annotation, cellular component: nucleus; cytosol; perinuclear region of cytoplasm. Gene Ontology annotation, biological process: nucleocytoplasmic transport; activation of GTPase activity.
CGCAUGUCGUAGUUGUCGCGGCUGUCGCUGCGGCGGCGGAAGUCGUCGCGCGGGCCGUACGGCCCAUUCAUGGGCGGGAAAUCCUCACGCAUUGGAGGCUCCGCCUGCGAUUAAUACGAGACGUUAAAGGCUGAUGAUGUGGUGUGGAAGGAGAGGGAGGUGUGGGGGCAAGCAGGGACGCACCAUUGUGGGUCUUGUGUCCGGAAGGAAGCGAUAAGCUCACGUACAAGAGCAAGAAGACUCUACUGCGACGUAGCUGGCGAUUUGAAGACUGAGGCGUCUCCACCAAGUAGUAAGUGUACCGCAUAAAUGGUACGUGAAAAUGGUACAUGUACCUGUUAUCAAAUGUGAGAGGCAAGUUGAAGUGAAUUGUAUUAACGGGUUUAAAUCUCGGCGGCGCCGCGGUUGGCAGCGGCCUUUUGGCUGCGUGGAGUGCCUACAGUCUCGCCAAAGGUGAAGUCUUCGGCAGGCGGGUCGCUGCUGCCGACAGGGAUGGAGUCGGUUGUGAAGAGGAUGUCAAACACGAUGCACACGGACGCUAGGAACAUGGUGACGAUAGCGGCGACGAUGUUGGUGCACUGGAACUCGCACACUUCCUGCAGCAAGAUCUUGAUGUCCUCGUCCACGCCUGAACACACUGACGUACCCACGGGAGCGGCUGCGACGGCCACGGCGGACCCGAACGUGAACAUGAGCCACACUGAGUCGAAGAUCACAAACGCUUGCGCCUUUGGUAGACGGAGUUUGCGGACGUCAAAGAUCAGCACACGAACGGUAAACGUAAUGACGACCAACGCUCCGAUAGUUAUGAGGAAGUACACCUGUGUGCCGGACCGGAACAUCUCCUGUCCGUAGUCACAGCUCUUGAUGCCACCGGAACCGGCCGUUCCUGUAGCGACCAACGCGAGGAGAAUCGUCAGCAGACGGACUACCAUCGGAAUGCGUUCAUGCACCAUCUUGGCUCUUAUAUUGUGCCGGAGCAAGUGAGAAAUCCUAGUGGUUUCUACGAGAAGAAUGCGUGAAUGAAGUCGAUAGAACAACCCUCUCAAACAUAGCUACCACCAUAACUCCUGGCCUCAUGCCACUAAGAAUACACCACCGCUGCAACGCGAUCCUACAAAUUGCGCUUUGCAAGCGAUAUUCAUGGGAAGAAGCGGCGCUUUCGACACACACACACUUCACUGGAACGAAGCCCCAAAAUCGGAGUGAUCUAUUUGUGGGAAGAGUAAGGGACGAUGUUGUGCUUCUACUACUUCAGGCGGCACCAAGCUCGCUGUGCCUGGUUCCGUGCCAUCCCAUCAUGUCUACUCAACUGAGAAGCCUUCGAACGACUGGUUUGAGCGCGUUUAACCCCUCUCAACUCCCGGUUAAUGAACGUCCUGAGUCCCUUUCGCAAAAUGACGACGUGGCUUCUUCAGAUGAGAGCGAAGAUGACGAUGAUGAGAGCGAUUAUGAAGACAGCGAUGACUCGGAAGAGGAAAGUGACGAUGAACCGGUUCUUGGUCCUCUACAGCGUCUAUCAAAUGCACUGAGAAUGAAACAGCAAGAUAUGCUCGCUAAGCGACGCCAUCCAGUUCUUGAGUGGAAGGCAGCGGUUCAAUGGCAUGCCGAGAAUGCAGCAGGUUGCAUAGCAGCAGAGCAAGAAAGAAAGCGCCGUGGCGAAAUAGCAAUGGAAAAGGCAGCACGGCGUGAACGCAAAAUGAAGCGCAAGGCUCAGCGCCAUUUCACCAAGCUGAAAGAGACUGAGUUUCGUACACUUCUCGAGGAAAACAGUGUAGCAAUCAUCAAAAGCAAGAAGCGCACUGAACUACUGACACAGUUUUCCAUUGAAAACCGCUCCAUUGAGAAGCGAAAGCUUGCUGCUAUUGCGGCUGCCAAGCGUGCAGACCAAUUGUGCGAGGCUGCAGAGAAGAUAGCGCAGGCGGAAAAGCGCGAUGAAGAGGACAAACAAGUUACGCUGGACAAGCUACAACAGUGUAUCGAUGCCUCCGACGCAAUGGGGAGACGAUAUGGUUUACUCCCAGCUAUCAACACGCCUGCUGCAUCACCACCAGGAGAGCAGGACGAGACGUCCACAGUGCUGAUACUUCGGGUGAAUAACACCCCACUCACCAACGAUACGGAGUCAAGCCGUACUGCUCCCAUGGGGGCAGCAAAGCGACAGUACUUUACGCUCAACUUGAAGCGAUGCAAGCACGUUGAAGAGCUUCGAGGUGAGCGGAUUGGUGAUCGAGGGGCGAAAGAGUUAGCGCGAUCAUUGCUUACUGGGGCGUGUCCACGAGUACGCAGCAUACAUCUGGGAUGGAACCUCGUCAAGUAUCCUGGCAUAGCGGCGCUAGCAGAUUGUUUUACUCGCGGUGCCUGUGCGCAGCUACAAGAGCUUGACUUACGGUGCAACAAUAUCGACAGCAAGGCAUUCGCAACUCUACUUACCGCUCUGGAAAAGGGAGCAUUACCGGAGUUGCUUGACAUCGAGCUCCAAGGUAAUAUACUGGGCGAUGAGGGCGCUCGGGCACUUGCACACGCCUUUUUCAAAGGUACACUUCGCGCAUUACGACGAAUCGAUGUUCGUCAGAACAGAAUACGCAACGAUGGCAUUCUGGCACUCUGGAACGUGUUCACAGCACCUAAUUUCAGAAGGUUCUGCCCCAAGCUUGAGCUUCUAGAUAUGAGUCGGAACGACACGCAUGGAUCUCUUACAAGAUCGUUUUGUCCGUGUCCUCCCUAUCUCACAUUCUAGUAGUUCAGCGAGGGAUAACAUGUUGAAACAAUGCAAGGUUUGGAAGGUUUGAAUUGUAGUAUGGAGAGCUUUCACAUGAACGAGGUUGACGCGUUCUUGAUCUCUUGCGUCCUGUAAAGGGUAAAGAAGUGAGUCAAGUAGCAGCGUUAAUACAAUGAUGAAUACGUACACACUACGAAUGAAGAGCGCUUGGUUGAUCGUUGACACGGAUUCGGGUAAACGGAGUGUCGGCUUUUCAAUCCCAAGAUUUAGCAACGCUAAAAACCACAAGCAACAGGUUAAACUAUCCAGGUAAAGGUAACAAGUUCAGGUUUACUACCUUGAUCGUAUUGCUCCGUGGUGAUGAAGCCUUGGUCUUUGAUGUCGAACGCAGCGAACAUCACCUUGAGAUCAUUCUCUUCAAAGAAGGGCACCUAUAAAGGGCAAGCAUUAUAUUCUUUUGGCUGAAUCCACAAUAUUCAGAGAGCUCGUAACCGUACGUGGCGUUGCUCCUGCUUCGCUUUUCGCAUUUCAUCGAGCUGCUGAAUGAGGAAUUCGCGAGGAUUGGGCGGGCGGUGAUAGAGGAGGAGCGUUCCCAGACCCUCAAAGAGUUCCUUGAUACCGUGCGAAGCCAUAUACAACUCUGCUCGCACCUUCGGAUCCUUCGUGUUGGCUGCAGGAGGUAUCGCCGACGACAUAGCUUUAAGGCGAGGUUUACUGGGGAGU